AUGUCUACAUUGGAGGGUGGGGAGAUUCUCGUCCUCACAGAAGAGGAUCAAAUAUCUAACAAAAUUGAAAUGUUUAAUUCAUGUCCUCUAUCGGAGGUAAUUUCAUCAACUCCGAAAAGAAAAAUUGAAAAUGAUUCGAAUAAUCAUCAAAUGAAAUUUGUCAUCAUUUCAGAUACUCAUAGUGCUCAUGAUAAUUUAGAAUUGCCUGAUGAUGGAGAUGUUUUGGUUCAUUGUGGAGAUUUUACUAAUAAGGGAUUGUUUGGAGAAGUGAAUUCAUUCUUUGAGUUUUUGAGAGACAAAUGUGAUGGAAAAUUUAAAUAUAUUAUCGUGAUUGUGGAUAAUUGUGGAAAUGAUAUCAAAAUUCAUGGAACUCGAUUUAGAUCUAAAUGGAAAUUUCCUCCAUUCAUGAGAGAUUCAUUGAGAAAGAAGGAUUUUGAUAUUCCAAAAGAUAUUGACAUUUUACUGUCACAUUUUCCAUCUGAUAAGGGGAAAUUGGAUUCAUCAAGAAGAGCUUCUACUGAGCUGACCGAAUUGAUCAACAGCAGCCACUUUACAAAAUUAAAGAUCCACUGUUUUGGGCACGUUCAUGCAUCUAGGGGACAUUAUUAUGAAAGUGAAACUGAUAGAUUAUUUGUGAAUGCAGCAUCUAUCAAGGGAGAUAAGAAAAAGAAGGUUGUCAACAAACCAUUUGCUUUCUACUUUUAA
Messenger RNA from Naegleria gruberi, 705 nucleotides. RefSeq lists its product as uncharacterized. The transcript has 2 exons. NCBI's taxonomy places the organism in Eukaryota, Heterolobosea, Eutetramitea, Acrasida, Naegleriidae. The record is from RefSeq and is a predicted model, not a curated record. The coding region runs from base 1 to 705 and encodes 234 amino acids.